AGGGGCCGCCCUCCGCCGCCCUCUGCGUUCCCGCGGGCGAGCGAGUGAGCGGCUGCACGGCGGGGCAGCGGCGGCCAUGGAGGCCUCGCGGGCGCUGGUCUACGGCGGCAAAGGCGCGCUGGGCUCCGCCUGCGUGCGGCACCUGCGGGCCAGGAACUGGUGGGUGGCCAGCAUUGAUCUAGCCGAAAACGAAGAGGCGAGUGCCAACGUCGUGGUGAAAAUGGGCGAUUCGUUCGUUGAACAAGCGGAGCAGGUGACGGAAGAUGUCGGAAAGGUCCUGGGUGAACACAAGGUGGACGCUAUCCUCUGCGUGGCUGGCGGAUGGGCAGGAGGCAGUGCCAAGGCAAAAUCUUUAUACAAAAACAGUGACCUGAUGUGGAAGCAAAGCGUUUGGACGUCAACAAUCGCUAGUCAGUUGGCGACCAAGUAUCUGAAGGAAGGGGGCCUCUUGACUCUCACAGGGGCAAAAGCAGCAUUAGCUGGAACCCCAGGAAUGGUUGCAUACGGCAUGGCCAAGGGAGCUGUCCAUCAACUCUGCCAGAGUCUCUCUGGUUCGAACAGUGGCCUCCCCACUGGUGCUGCAGCCGUUGCGAUCCUCCCGGUUACCUUGGAUACUCCGAUGAACAGGAAGUCCAUGCCGGAGGCUGACUUCAGCUCCUGGACGCCACUAGAUUUCAUUGCAGGAACCUUUUAUGACUGGAUCGUUGGUAAAAACAGGCCAAGCUCUGGAAGUUUGAUCCAAGUGGUGACAACUGGAGGAAAAUCUGAACUUUCACCGGCCCACCUCUGACCCAGGAGUGACAUCUGUGCAAACAGCAGUGAAGUCAUAGAGAUGUAAAACCUGUGUAGUUUGUUGGGUCACCUUCUGUUCAUCUUAUUUGUGGAGCAAGAUCUACAGUUGUGUUUGUGAUGUUAAAUGUGAUUCAGUGAGACUUAAUUAUCCAAAGGUACAAGGCAUCUUGCAUUUAAUCAGAGAAACGAGUUUCAAAAUUGAUUAACGACCUAAUUUUGCAGAGUGAAAACCGGGGGUGGGGUGGGGGAGCAAGUGACACAAUGUGGCUCAUGAGGCAAACCCCUCAAUUGUGUACUUGUGUCUGAUGUUGGUGUGCAAGUACGGAAGAAGGGGGCUUGCAUCGGGACAUCUCUGCCCGCAUUUUGUCAUUGUUGUGUCAAGGUGACUAGGUGAGGAGGAUGUGAUGGAAGGCAUUCCUCUGCCCCUUGUAGAAAGCUUGUACUUCUGUGAGUGGCCGCCUUGAAUGUUACCCAGGUAGAUGUCAUGCUCAGUUGUCAUAUAUUAACUCUGACCAAAGAUGCAAUCCUGUUACUGUCCUUCUUGAAUAAUCACAACUGCGUCAAGAGGUUCCAGCAAAGACCGAGGACAGAACGAGAGCAUACAUUCUUGCACAAAGGAGGCUCUGCUGUCCUAACAGCCAGGAACCACGCUGAGACAAGGAAUAGGUCUCUAGUGUUUUAUUACUGCUACAUUAGACAGAAAAUCCUAACAAACUGAAGAAGCAUGGGAAAACCCAGACAGAUAAACCCCAAAAGUCAAGGCGGGUCUGAUCUGUGUCUCUUUGAAUGGCUGCUCAACUCCUCAGUACUAUGCGUGCGUUUUCCCCCCUGGAUAGGGGCCCCCUCCUGCUCACCAUCAGUACUCAUGACAGCUGCCUUCCGACUUCAAAAGAAAUGGCCUAAAUACAACCUAGAGAAUGUGAGUGCUGACACUUUAUUCUACAUUCCCAAGUGCAUUCUGAAGUUUCUACAUGCUGCCUUUACCAAUGCAGGAAGGACGGGCUAUUUAUAAGAGUCCGCCUAAGAUGGACAUUAUUAUUAUUAUUAUUUGCCUUAAAAGCAAUUAAAAAUAGUCAGUGCAGACUACCAGUUUUCUUGGCUGGUAUAUCUGGCAUAUUCCUGCUACCAUUUCUAUAAAGAAGGCUGUUAACAUGAUUUUUUCUCAGGGCAAUGAUCCUGCAGAUGAAUUCUUCAACCCACACCAGUGAUGUUGCCAGGUUGUAGCUCAGUGGUCACAAAGGCUACGAGUUCCCCACCGCUCCUGGUAUAGGGCAGAAGGUUUAGCUUUUGGGGUAUUUUACUUGUGUGUCUGGAGGAAAAAUUGUGACUUUCCUAGUGAUUGACAGGAAGGGAUUGUGUUGUGUACACACAUGAUUGGUGAUUGGCUUACAAUGGCUUGGUAUUGGAACCAUUUGGUACGUGCAAAAUUUGGAUUUUGGCCCCAGAACGUUCUGUCUAAACUGUGUCAUUCUGAAGAUGGUCUGGCAGUUUUGUAGAAGUAAGCCUUGAAGAACAGGAAGUGUUUUAUGUUCAGAAUGUAGAAGAUUUACUUCCAGGAAACUGCUGGACCUCGUGUUAUGUUUUCUGGAAGAAUGAGAUGUUCUGAAGUUGAAAUACUUUUCAUCUACCUAAAGCUCACUGAGAUAAAUAACAAGUAUCUCACCCUUCAGAAGAAAUACAGUUCUUCAUUCUUGAUCAGCCAGCUUCUACUUUUAUCCCCCUGGACAGCUGUAAGAAUCAGUGGGAUCUACGCACCCACAAAUGACUUAAUGAGUGUUCUCCACAUAUGUAGCUUCUUAACGUGGAGCCUUAUGAUAGUGAAAUAGCCAAGAUGUUACCACCACAUAGAAUGUGUGCUUAAUAAAUGUGCUUCACAGGAGAAAGUG
Candoia aspera is the source of this 2678-nucleotide messenger RNA. It is a transcript of the gene QDPR, whose product is annotated as quinoid dihydropteridine reductase. NCBI's taxonomy places the organism in Eukaryota, Metazoa, Chordata, Lepidosauria, Squamata, Candoiidae. The transcript is spliced from 7 exons. The coding region runs from base 77 to 790 and encodes 237 amino acids. Gene Ontology annotation, molecular function: 6,7-dihydropteridine reductase activity; NADPH binding; NADH binding. Gene Ontology annotation, biological process: L-phenylalanine catabolic process; tetrahydrobiopterin biosynthetic process. The record is from RefSeq and is a predicted model, not a curated record. Gene Ontology annotation, cellular component: cytoplasm.